Colletotrichum karsti is the source of this 357-nucleotide messenger RNA. RefSeq lists its product as uncharacterized. NCBI's taxonomy places the organism in Eukaryota, Fungi, Ascomycota, Sordariomycetes, Glomerellales, Glomerellaceae. The record is from RefSeq and is a predicted model, not a curated record. The transcript has 2 exons. The coding region runs from base 1 to 357 and encodes 118 amino acids.
AUGGACUGGAAACCGUUUAGCGCCGAUGCGAGCUUGUCGCUCUACGUAUCCGACAUGGUCAGGGAUGCGUCGGACAUUCCUCACGGACAGGUUCGCCAGUGUUUCGACUCCCAUGAACACUCCCACGACGAUCUCGCGAACAUCCACAUUCCAUUUAGCGAGCUUCGAGACAUGCUUAGAGUCGCCGUCGCCAUCGCCAUCCAGGACCGCGAUAUCCCGCACGACAGCGAUGAGUCGGAGGAGGAGACAGAGAUGGCAGACGGAGACAUCCAGCACCGCAAUAUUCCGCACGAUAACCAAGAGUCGGACGAGGAGACAGAGAUGGCAGACGGAGAUAGUGCCCGCGUGCGGAUGUGA